This is a messenger RNA of Brassica oleracea var. oleracea, 1473 nucleotides long. Its product is annotated as box C/D snoRNA protein 1-like. The transcript is spliced from 5 exons. NCBI's taxonomy places the organism in Eukaryota, Viridiplantae, Streptophyta, Magnoliopsida, Brassicales, Brassicaceae. The coding region runs from base 414 to 1256 and encodes 280 amino acids. Gene Ontology annotation, cellular component: pre-snoRNP complex; nucleus. Gene Ontology annotation, biological process: box C/D snoRNP assembly; maturation of LSU-rRNA from tricistronic rRNA transcript (SSU-rRNA, 5.8S rRNA, LSU-rRNA); snoRNA localization. The record is from RefSeq and is a predicted model, not a curated record.
GAUCGGUUUAUUCGGUUUGGUCAGUUUAUAAACCAAGUCAUAUCCAUAUACCCCGGUUUCUUAAAAAUAACAUUCAUUCGGUAUGUUCGGUAUUACCAAAUCCAAACCAAUUUUUCUAUUUUGGUUUGGUUUAAUUUUAGUUGGUUCGGUUUUACCGGAUUGAACGAAUCCCUCCUUCGUCGGAAAAGAUACAUAAGAAAUAAACUGCUCAAAUAAUUAAAGUAAAAAUUGGAAAGAUUCAAGGACAUCUAAAUAACCGUAAAUAACCUAUAAAUAACCCAUAAACUUAAAAUAAGAUGUAAAUAGCCCCUAAAUCUUGAUUAACUUUUAGAAGUGUGGGGUCAAAUACACAAUUACAUAUUUCCAAAAACCCUAACGCCUCUUCAAAACCUUGGCGAGGACCACGACGAACAAUGGAUAGUUCGGUCUGUGGGGAAUGCAAGUUGAAACCAUGGAAGUACAAGUGUCCGGGAUGUUCGAUCCGUUCCUGUGGGCUUCCUUGUGUGAAAGCUCACAAGCAGCGAACAGGUUGUACAGGCAAGAGGAAGGUCACAGACUUCGUUACCCUCUCACACUUCGACGAUAGUCUCCUUCUCUCUGACUACAGAAUGCUGGAGGAGACAAAGAGAGUAGCAGAGUCUGCUAAGAGAAUGAGAAAUCAGAUAUGCAAAAAUCCUUACUUUAAGGAAUCUCAGCGUACUAAACUUCGAGCUGCUGCUGCUAGGGGAAGUACUAAUCUACUGUUUCUUUCUAGUGGAAUGUUGAACCGGGAAAGGAAUCAGACUCGUUAUGAUAACCGGAGUAAGUGCAUCUCUUGGACAAUUGAGUGGCGGUUCCACUCUACAGAUGUGGUUCUUGUUGACCAUGGAGUUGGUGAAGAUACAAGUCUUUGCUCUGUCAUAGAGAAUCAUCUUAAGCCAGGCCCUUGGAUUCACAAGCUCAAGCCUUUUUGUGAUGUGGAUCUUGUUUCUCUCAAACUUUUUAUCCGCCAACACCAAAAGGGUGCAAAGGCUACUUUCAAGGAGCUGGACAUCAAGGCUUCUUUGAGGCAACAACUUGCCAAAGUAGCUAUUGUAGAGUACCCGGUGAUCCAUGUAUAUCUGCCUUCACAGAGCUAUGACUUUGAAGGUAUCAGAGACUUCUACCACUUAAACACCACACCUGAUCCUAAUGGUUCCUUAUACUAUAGCCACGGAGAUACUACAGAAGGUAAAAUAACCUCACGAGAAGAGGAAAUAGGAGAAGACGGCCGUUGAAACUUUUUUGAUCAGCAAAAGGAUUAUAUUCAUGCCUAAGCUCCCAUGUCAAGCACAUUGGCUAUUGUUAGUAUCAUCAGAAGCUUUUUACUGAAUGAGAUAGGCCAAUCCAUUUGGUUGCUGCUACGUUUUGGGUUUAGGCUUUGAUCAACUACAAUGUUUUUGUGUAGCGAGCUUGAUUGUUACGUUCUCCGAAGUUUUUGUUCAGCCUUACUUU